Molecule: messenger RNA, 288 nt
Organism: Zychaea mexicana
Lineage: Eukaryota; Fungi; Mucoromycota; Mucoromycetes; Mucorales; Lichtheimiaceae
Product: transcription factor e(y)2-domain-containing protein
Exons: 4
Coding region: 1-288 (95 amino acids)
Biological process (GO): positive regulation of DNA-templated transcription; poly(A)+ mRNA export from nucleus; regulation of transcription by RNA polymerase II
Cellular component (GO): nuclear pore; DUBm complex; SAGA complex
Molecular function (GO): chromatin binding; transcription coactivator activity
Source: RefSeq, a predicted model, not a curated record
AUGUCUGAUUCCGAAAAACUACGACUUGCCCUUAGCAGACAUUUUGUUGAUUCCGGUGAAAAAGAAAGAUUGAUGGGUAUUCUACGCACUCGAUUAGCUGAAGCUGGGUGGAACGAUACCUUGUAUGCACACUGUCGUGAUACCGUUCGACAGCGAAAACUCGAAAACGUCACGUUGGAUGAACUAGCCAAGGAAGCUUCUGACUAUGGCCGCAGUACAGUGAACGAGAACAUCAAGAAGGAGUUGCUUGUGCAGAUCAAGAAAUAUCUCGACUCUGCGUUCGACUAA